GAAUGCGCAGUUUGAAGUCAACGCUUGAUAAUACGUGUAUUGAGACUCGUGCGGCAUUUAUUAUUAUUAUUAUUACCACUAGUACUAUAUUGUUUACUUUGAUUUGUUUAUACGCAUACGUAUUGCUUAGAAUAAUUCAUAAUGAAAUCAGCGGCAUUGCACAAGCUGCUGACGUUGCUUACUUUGCUGCUCCUACUGAUGUUCGUCGUGCCUGCUUACAGUCAGCCAUUAAGCCAGCCGUCUGCAGCGCCAACGUCAGCUCCAGCUGCAGCGGCAGAACGUCCGCUCAUAUUAAUUGAAAAUAAUGUGAAGCCCGAGGAUGCGAGCAACUAUCAAAUAACACUGCCAAAGAAUGCCAAGCCUGGCGUGGCCGAGCCCUGCUUGACCAUCAGCUGGAAAACGAAUCCUGACGGCAGCCAACCAGAUCUGCCCCGAAUAUAUAUGGUUAAUGGCUACUUUCAGAUAAUGCCGCCAGCAACUGGACUAAAUAACAAUUUGCAUUAAAAGUAUAUCAAAAUUUAUUUAAAUUAAACGUAAACAAUAAUUCAAA
Drosophila busckii is the source of this 550-nucleotide messenger RNA. RefSeq lists its product as uncharacterized. The record is from RefSeq and is a predicted model, not a curated record. The transcript has 2 exons. Bases 142 to 504 code for a protein of 120 amino acids. Lineage: Eukaryota; Metazoa; Arthropoda; Insecta; Diptera; Drosophilidae.